This is a messenger RNA of Trichechus manatus latirostris (Florida manatee), 6138 nucleotides long. RefSeq names its product myosin heavy chain 14 (gene MYH14). The record is from RefSeq and is a predicted model, not a curated record. The transcript has 42 exons. Gene Ontology annotation, biological process: regulation of cell shape; actomyosin structure organization; mitotic cytokinesis. NCBI's taxonomy places the organism in Eukaryota, Metazoa, Chordata, Mammalia, Sirenia, Trichechidae. The coding region runs from base 22 to 6138 and encodes 2038 amino acids. Gene Ontology annotation, molecular function: microfilament motor activity; ATP binding; actin filament binding. Gene Ontology annotation, cellular component: myosin filament; cytoplasm; myosin II complex.
GCUCAAGGGACACCAGCCACUAUGCUGGGCUCUAAGGAACCUGAGUCAAACAGAUCCUGGUCCCGGUCCUUGAGGAGUUCCCAGUCCAAUGGGGGAGACCCACAGACCAUGGCAGCAGUGACGAUGUCGGUGCCAGGCCGGAAGGCGCCCUCUAGGCCGGGCCCAGUGCCCGAGGCUGCCCAGCCUUACCUGUUCGCGCCCCAGGGGCCGCACGGCGGUAGCGGGCCUGGCAGUUGGCCUGGGAGCUCAAGCACCUCGCCGCAGGUGGAGUGGACGGCCCGGCGCAUGGUGUGGGUGCCUUCGGAGCUCCAUGGGUUCGAGGCAGCGGCGCUGAGGGAUGAGGGCCAGGAGGAGGCGGAGGUAGAGCUGGUGGAGAGUGGACGGCGGCUGCGGCUUCCGCGGGACCAGAUCCAGCGCAUGAACCCGCCUAAGUUCAGCAAGGCCGAGGACAUGGCGGAGCUGACCUGCCUCAACGAGGCCUCGGUUCUGCACAACCUCCGAGAGCGAUACUACUCGGGCCUCAUCUAUACAUACUCUGGCCUUUUCUGUGUGGUCAUCAACCCGUACAAGCAGCUUCCCAUCUAUACAGAGGCCAUCAUAGAGAUGUACCGGGGCAAGAAACGUCACGAGGUGCCACCCCACGUGUAUGCAGUGACUGAGGGGGCCUAUCGAAGCAUGCUCCAGGAUCGUGAGGAUCAGUCCAUUCUGUGCACCGGGGAGUCUGGAGCCGGGAAGACAGAAAACACCAAGAAGGUCAUCCAGUACCUUGCCCACGUGGCUUCAUCCCCGAAGGGCCGGAAGGAGCCAGGCGUCCCCGCCUCCGCCAGCACCAUAUCUUAUGGUGAGCUGGAGCGGCAGCUCCUUCAAGCCAAUCCCAUCCUGGAGGCCUUUGGCAACGCCAAGACAGUGAAGAAUGAUAACUCUUCUCGAUUUGGAAAAUUCAUUCGCAUCAACUUUGAUGUUGCUGGGUACAUCGUGGGCGCCAACAUCGAGACCUACUUGCUGGAGAAGUCGCGGGCCAUUCGCCAGGCCAAGGACGAGUGCAGCUUCCACAUCUUCUACCAGUUGCUGGGGGGCGCCGGGGAGCAGCUCCGGGCCGACCUCCUCCUGGAGCCAUCUUCCCACUACCGUUUCCUGACCAAUGGGCCAUCGUCCUCUUCUGGCCAGGAGCGGGAGCUCUUCCAGGAGACGCUGGAGUCCCUGCGGGUCCUGGGAUUCACCCAUGAAGAAAUCACCUCCAUGCUGCGGAUGGUCUCGGCUGUUCUCCAGUUUGGCAACAUCGUCCUGAAGAAAGAACGGAACACAGAUCAAGCCACCAUGCCCGACAACACAGCUGCGCAGAAACUCUGCCGCCUCCUGGGACUGGGGGUGACAGAUUUCUCCCGCGCCCUGCUCGCCCCCCGCAUCAAAGUUGGCCGAGACUACGUGCAGAAAGCUCAGACCAAGGAACAGGCUGAUUUCGCACUGGAGGCCCUGGCCAAGGCCACCUACGAGCGCCUCUUCCGCUGGCUGGUGCUGCGCCUCAACCGAGCCCUGGACCGCAGCAUCCGCCAGGGCGCCUCCUUCCUUGGCAUCCUGGACAUCGCUGGCUUCGAGAUCUUCCAGCUGAACUCCUUCGAGCAGCUCUGCAUCAACUACACCAACGAGAAGCUGCAGCAGCUCUUCAACCACACCAUGUUCGUGCUGGAGCAGGAGGAGUACCAGCGUGAGGGCAUCCCCUGGACCUUCCUCGACUUCGGCCUCGACCUGCAGCCCUGCAUCGACCUCAUCGAGCGUCCGGCCAACCCCCCUGGACUCCUGGCCCUGCUGGAUGAGGAGUGCUGGUUCCCAAAGGCCACCGACAAAUCCUUUGUGGAGAAAGUGGCCCAGGAGCAAGGUGGCCACCCCAAGUUCCAGCGGCCACGGCAACUGCGGGACCAGGCCGACUUCAGUGUCCUGCACUAUGCAGGCAAGGUUGACUACAAGGCCAAUGAGUGGCUGAUGAAAAACAUGGACCCUCUGAAUGACAGCGUUGCCGCCCUGCUUCACCAAAGCACAGACCGGCUGACGGCGGAGAUCUGGAAAGAUGUGGAGGGCAUUGUGGGACUGGAGCAGGUGAACAGCCUUGGGGAUGGCCCAACAGGUGGCCGCCCCCGCCGCGGCAUGUUCCGGACAGUUGGACAGCUCUACAAGGAGUCCCUGAGCCGCCUCAUGGCCACGCUCAGCAACACCAACCCCAGCUUCGUCCGCUGCAUCAUCCCCAACCACGAGAAGAGGGCUGGGAAGCUGGAGCCCCGGCUGGUGCUGGACCAGCUCCGUUGUAAUGGUGUCCUGGAAGGCAUUCGCAUCUGUCGGCAGGGCUUUCCCAACCGCAUCCUCUUCCAGGAGUUCCGGCAGCGGUAUGAGAUCCUGACACCCAACGCCAUCCCCAAGGGCUUUAUGGAUGGGAAGCAGGCCUGUGAGAAGAUGAUCCAGGCCCUGGAACUAGACCCCAACCUCUACCGCGUGGGGCAGAGCAAGAUCUUCUUCCGGGCUGGGGUCCUGGCCCAGCUGGAGGAGGAACGGGACCUGAAGGUCACGGACAUCAUUGUGUCCUUCCAGGCAGCUGCCCGGGGAUACCUGGCCCGCAAAGCGUUCCAGAAGCGGCAGCAGCAGCAGAGUGCCCUGAGGGUGAUGCAGCGGAACUGCGCAGCCUACCUGAAGCUGAGACAUUGGCAGUGGUGGCGGCUCUUCACCAAGGUGAAGCCGCUGCUGCAGGUGACACGGCAGGACGAGGUGCUGCAGGCGCGGGCCCAGGAGCUGCAGAAAGUGCAGGAGCUGCAGCUGCAGAGCGCCCGCCAGGUGGGCGAGCUCCAGGAGCGCUUGGCGCAGCUGGAGGAGGAGCGCGCCCGCCUGGCAGAGCAGCUGCGGGCAGAGACAGAGCUGUGCAACGAGGCCGAGGAGAUGCGGGGGCGACUGGCAGGCCGCAAGCAGGAGCUGGAGCUGGUGGUGUCUGAGCUGGAGGCCCGCGUGGGAGAGGAGGAGGAGUGCAGCCGUCAGCUGCAGACAGAGAAGAAGAGGCUGCAGCAGCACAUCCAGGAGCUGGAGACCCACCUGGAGGCUGAGGAGGGGGCACGGCAGAAGCUGCAGCUGGAGAAGGUGACAACGGAGGCAAAGCUGAAGAAGUUCCAGGAGGACCUGCUGCUCUUGGAAGAUCAGAACGCCAGACUGGGCAAGGAGCGGAAGCUGCUGGAGGAACGUCUGGCUGAGUUCUCAUCCCAGGCAGCCGAGGAGGAGGAGAAGGUGAAGAGCCUCAAUAAACUGCGGCUCAAAUACGAGGCCACGAUUGCAGACAUGGAAGACCGCCUACGGAAGGAGGAGAAGGGCCGCCAGGAACUGGAGAAGCUGAAGCGGCGGAUGGAUGGCGAGAGCUCGGAACUGCAGGAGCAGAUGGUGGAGCAUAAGCAGCGGGCAGAGGAGCUGCGGGCCCAGCUGGGCCGCAAGGAGGAGGAGCUGCAGGCAGCCCUGGCCAGGGUGAUGGAGGAAGGCGGAGCCAGAGCCCAGCAGCUCAAAUCCCUGCGGGAGGCUCAGGCAGGGCUGGCCGAGGCCCAGGAGGACCUGGAGGCAGAGCGUGCGGCCAGGGCCAAGGCAGAGAAGCAGCGCCGGGACCUGGGCGAGGAAUUGGAGGCCCUGCGGAGCGAACUGGAGGACACACUGGACUCUACCAAUGCGCAGCUGGAGCUGCGGUCCAAAAGGGAACAGGAAGUGACGGAGUUAAAGAAGGCUCUGGAGGAGGAGACGAGAACUCACGAAGUGGCCAUUCAGGAGCUGAGGCAGCGCCAUGGCCAGGCGCUGGGGGAGCUGGCGGAGCAGCUGGAGCAGGCCCGGAGGGGCAAGAGUGUGUGGGAGAAGGCCCGGACAGCCCUGGAGGCCGAGGUGUCCGAGCUACGGGCAGAGCUGAGCAGCUUGCAGACCAUGAGGCAGGAGAGUGAGCAGCGGAGGCGCCGCCUGGAGUCACAGCUGCAGGAGGCGCAGGGCCGGGCCGGUGAUGGGGAGCGGGCACGGGUGGAGGCUGCUGAGAAGCUGCAGCGAGCCCAGGCUGAGCUGGACAACGUAUCUGGGGCGCUGAGUGAGGCUGAGUCCAGAGCCAUCAGGCUGAGCAAGGAGCUGAGCAGCACUGAGGCCCAGCUGCACGAUGCCCAGGAACUGCUGCAGGAGGAAACCAGGGUGAAGCUGGCCUUGGGGUCCCGGGCACGAGCCCUGGAGUCUGAGGCUGCCGGCCUGCGGGAGCAGCUGGAGGAGGAGGCGGCUGCCAGAGAGCGGGUGGGGCGGGAGCUGCAGGCGGCCCAGGCCCAGCUCUCAGAGUGGCGGCGGCGCCAGGAGGAGGAAGCAGGGGCACUGGAGGCAGGGGAGGAGGCACGGCGACGGGCAGCCCGUGAGGCUGAGGCUCUGACCCAGCGCCUGGCAGAAAAGACAGAGGCAGUGGAACGGCUGGAGCAGGGCCGCCGCCGGCUGCAACAGGAACUGGAUGAUGCCACCAUGGAUCUAGAGCAACAACGGCAGCUCGUGAGCACACUGGAGAAGAAGCAGCGCAAAUUCGACCAGCUCCUGGCAGAGGAGAAGGCAGCUGUACUGCGGGUGGUGGAGGAACGUGAACGGGCCGAGGCAGAGGGCCGGGAGCGCGAGGCUCGGGCUCUGGCACUGACGCGGGCCCUGGAGGAGGAAAAGGACGCACGCGAGGAGCUAGAACGGCAGAACCGGGCACUUCGGGCCGAGAUGGAGGCACUGCUGAGCAGCAAGGAUGACGUCGGCAAGAGCGUACAUGAGCUGGAACGAGCCCGCCGGGUGGCAGAACAGGCAGCCAGCGACCUGCGAACCCAGGUGACAGAGCUGGAGGAUGAGCUGACAGCAGCUGAGGAAGCCAAGCUGCGCCUGGAGGUGACGGUGCAGGCUCUCAAGGCACAGCAUGAGCGGGACCUGCAGGGCCGUGAUGAGGCUGGUGAAGAGAGGCGCCGGCAGUUGGCCAAGCAGCUGAGAGACGCUGAGGUGGAGCGGGAUGAGGAGCGGAAGCAGAGGGCACUGGCUGUGGCCACCCGCAAGAAGCUGGAAGCAGAGCUGGAGGAGUUGAAGGCUCAGAUGUCAGCUGCUGGGCAGGGCAAGGAGGAGGCCAUGAAGCAGCUUCGCAAGAUGCAGGUCCAGAUGAAGGAGCUGUGGCGGGAGGUGGAGGAGUCCCGCACCUCCCGGGAGGAGAUUUUUGUCCAGAACCGCGAAAGCGAGAAGCGUCUGAAGGCGCUGGAGGCCGAGGUGCUGCGACUGCAGGAGGAACUUGCUGCCUCAGACCGUGCCCGUCGUCAGGCCCAGCAGGAACGGGAUGAGAUGGCAGAUGAGGUGGCCAGUGGCAACCUUGGCAGGGCAGCCAUUCUGGAGGAGAAGCGUCAGCUGGAGGGGCGCCUGGGGCAGAUGGAAGAGGAGCUGGAGGAGGAGCAAAGCAACGCAGAGCUUGUCAAUGACCGCUACCGAAAGCUACUCCUGCAGGUGGAGUCGCUGACCACAGAGUUGUCAGCUGAGCGCAGUUUCUCAGCCAAGGCAGAAAGUGGGAGGCAGCAGCUGGAGCGGCAGAUCCAGGAACUACGGGAACGCCUGGGUGAGGAGGAUGCGGGGGCCCGGGCCCGCCAGAAGAUGGUCAUUGCUGCCCUCGAGUCUAAGCUGGCCCAGGCUGAGGAGCAGCUAGAGCAGGAGAACAGGGAGCGCAUCCUCUCAGGCAAACUGGUGCGCAGAGCUGAGAAGCGGCUCAAAGAGGUGGUGCUCCAGGUGGAGGAGGAGCGGAGGGUGGCUGACCAGCUCCGGGACCAGCUGGAGAAGGGGAACCUCCGAGUGAAGCAGCUGAAGCGACAGCUGGAGGAGGCUGAGGAGGAGGCCUCCCGGGCUCAGGCAGGCCGCCGGAGGCUGCAGCGGGAGCUGGAGGAUGUCACUGAGUCGGCCGAGUCCAUGAACCGAGAGGUGACCACGCUGAGGAACCGGCUCCGACGCGGCCCCCUCACCUUCACCACCCGCACCGUUAGACAGGUCUUCCGCUUGGAGGAGGGUGUGGCAUCAGAUGAAGAGGCUGAGGAGACGGAGCCAGGGGCUGGGGCCCCGCACCCAGAGCCUGACGGGGCCACGCAGGCCUCGCCCCACUGA